Messenger RNA from Pediculus humanus corporis (human body louse), 849 nucleotides. RefSeq lists its product as uncharacterized. The record is from RefSeq and is a predicted model, not a curated record. The coding region runs from base 1 to 849 and encodes 282 amino acids. Gene Ontology annotation, molecular function: protein binding. The transcript is spliced from 4 exons. Lineage: Eukaryota; Metazoa; Arthropoda; Insecta; Psocodea; Pediculidae.
AUGUCUUUCGUUAAUAUCAUUUUAAUAUUUUUUAUCGGGAUUAAUGGAGUGUACGGUACGGUCAACGAAAGGUGUCCGACGGAUUUCGGCAUUGGAUUUUUAUACAGAGAAUUAGGAUGUAAACCUGUACACGAAGAAGCAUCGAAAUGUCCAUCGCAAUUCGAUUGUUCGACCCAUUCGGCAAGAAAAACAAACGUUUGUAAUUUCAAAGGAGAAAAUUUCGAUAUCGGUACCGAAUUAUCAGGAGUUAAACAUAAUCCCUGUGUUGCCGCUUGCAGAUGCGUUGAAGAUAAAGGAACCGGACGUGGAGUUUUCAAUUGUGCCAAUGUCGAAUGUUUCGAUUGGCAUUUGGAAAAUGAUAAUUGUACGAGAUUAUAUUCUGAUGAAUCUUGUUGUUCAGUUAAAACUCAUUGCAAGGGAGAUCCGCCAUUGCCAACAUGUCUCGUAGAUGGUAAAGUUUACGUGGAAGGACAAAAAUUUUAUCCCGAAAGCGAACCCUGUAAAGAAUGUAAAUGUAAAGAAGGUUUCGAAGGAAAAUUCGAAGAACCUUUUUGUAAGGAUGUUACGUGCGACAUUGAAUUACAUUAUGCAUCUAAAUUACAUGGAAAUUGUGUACCUGUUUAUUUUGGUAGACGUGCUUGUUGUCCAUUUGAUUGGAAAUGUCCUAAUCCCGGUCAGGAUUUCAAAUUGCCAGCACUUGGUAAAUUACAAAAAACAACAACGGCAAAAUGUAAAUUUGGUGAUUUGGAAUUCGAACAACAUGAAUUACUUCAAACAAACGAUAAUAAAAUCGAAUGUAAAUGCAUAACACCUCCUUAUUUAACCUGUAUAAGUUUAACAAACGUUUAA